CGGAGUGCCAGCACUCGUGUUUAUAGUGUUUACAGGGUUCUAACAUAACCUAUAUAAGAUACAAUGGAUUUAUUGUAUACUGUAAAUAGAAAAGUGGCACCAAAACCAUUUAUAAAUCAGGAAAGCUCAUUUAUUAGUUCAGCAUCAGUCUUUCCGUGAAUUUUAAAUAUGCUUUUAUCACACCCUGUAUGAGGGACAAUCUUUAUGCUCACUAUCUAGCCGUAAUAUAGCAGCAUUUACUACAACUACAGAAUUAGAUGAUAACAGUGGGAAAACAUGGGGUUCUCAUGUUUAUGUAUGCGAUUUAAAUAUGCCUUGGCAUACCCACAAGGUAUUGUCAAAUAAGAAUACUAUUACUGCAAUAGAAUGGGAUUUACCAGGUGAUAAAUUAGUUAUUGCUGAUUCAACUGGGCAUGUACAAUUAUGGAUGUUGAAAGAUCAUGUCCUUAAUGACUGGGUAUUAAUUGGUUCCACUUGUUUUGUUGGUGAGCAUAUAUUAGGUGCAGCUUGGUUUCAUAAUGGGAAAAAGAUUGGUCUUGUAACAGAGAAAAAAGAUAGUAUUCAUUACAGUGAAAAAUUCAAUCACUUGCCUUUUGCUCCUUCAGUCAGACAAUUUGGUGGAAGGGCUGCUGAGGGUGUAUUAGUUGUCUCAACCACUGGCAUGGUUGGAGCAAUUAUGAUCACAAAAGAUUUUCAAAACCCUAUCUGUUCUUCGACAGAAAGUUUAGGCAGUAUAAGGCAUAGGAUAACAGCAGUUGAUCUGUGUUACGGGAAAAAUGGUCAUAUUUUGGUCGCUGUAAGCAGCGGUAAUAUUUGCUUACCAAUCAGGUGUUACAGAGUAUUAGUCCGUAAAAAUGACGAUAAAUGUACCAUUACAUCUCAAGCACUUCCAAGUUUCUUUCUACAGGAUGGUGUACCAAAGGACAAUACAUAUACAAGUGUGACACACUUAAAGUUCGUAGUUCGAGAAGAUGCAGAUUCUUUAGUUGUUGCUGUUAAUAGUGAUAGUGGAGGUAUCGUAGAGGUAUGGGAAUUGAGGGAAAAGUCACAACCAGUUCACAAGUUGUUUCAGCCAAAAACAUUAGAACCAUUUAAAACAGUUGUGGUUUGGCAGCAUCAAUCACAGUACCGUUGUCAAUCACCGAUAACAGCGAUAGCAACAACAAAAUUACCUAUAGUCACCACAUCGCCUCUUCCAAGUUACGUUGUAGUAGCUUUGGCAGAUUCGUCAGUGCAUUGUUUAAGCCGUGAUUGCCUAAAAGAAAUAGCCUUAUCGUUCUUAAAUAUGGCAUGGAGGCCCGAGGAACCUAACAAUAAAUACUUUAAGAGUUCAGUUUCCGUAACGAGUAUAGACUUAUCGUGGCUAGGUUGCGUACUUCUAGCUUGCGAUACCCGUGGAAACUUGUAUCUGUACAAAUUACUACCCGAUGGAGGACCAUCGUUGGCAUUAAGCUACGCUUGUACAUUGUUGGAAUAUUGUUUAGUAACAGGAUUAGACUGGUUAGAUGUGCUUUUGUGUCUAAGAUCAUCGAUGAUCGAGCCAUUAUGCGAAAGACUGGAUGUUUCUUUCAAUAGACAAUUACAACCGAUACAACAGUACCAUUAUAUUCAGUUUCUGUGUAUAAAAACAUCAUUAUACAGAAUGUUAGUAUCAGGACAGAGUAAAGCAGCAGAUUUAUCGUCGUUGCUUAUGAUUCAUUCUGUAGCUACAGCUUUUAAGUCAUUAUUAAGGCCGUCAGAUUUAAUUUCCCAUGAUAAGGAACCAGCAGAAAGUUUGGCAACAGUAAUUAAUGACGCGAUUACUGAUGUGGAUAAGGUACUUUUGCAUCUUGAUCCAAAAGAAUUCACCGUCGAACCAAGUACACUACAAUCGUUGCAACAAUUGAUUCAAUGGGUCGCCGAUUUGGCAUUGAAUCUUUUAGCUCGUCUUCCGGAACAACGAUUGCAAAUGAAGUCAGGCGGUUAUGAACUCUUGAAGGAUCACAAGGCCUUAAAUACAUUGAGGGAAUUGCUCGUGAUCAUACGUAUAUGGGGUUUAUUGCGACCCUCGUGUUUACCAGUAUUUCUUCGCAGUGCUGAUAACCUCGAUGUAUUGGCUCUGUUGUUCCGUUUAUUAUCAAAAUUGGUUCAACCGAACGGAGAUACUCAGUCUCAGCAGGUUGAUGAUGGUUUAAUUGAUGAUUGUUGCCUGUUACCAAAUCAAAUUAUGAUACCACAAUUGCACCAGGGUAGUAGCAUUAUGGCUAUAGCUACUCCUAUACUUUUUUAUCAAAGUUUUCCGUUACAGCUGGAAUAUGGCAUUGAACCUGAACAAUUAUUAUUUGUACCUGAACUUAAUCCAGUUGAAGGUUGCAUGCAUACUGGACAGAUCGUAGAUGGUAUUAGACAUUUGUAUCUCGGAAAACAACCACUUCUUGUUAAACAAUGUACAAGGUGCGGUGGAAAAGCUCAAGUUCAAAAUAUGACCAGAACAGCCGCGAUCAGAGCAUGGGAUCAACGAUGGGUACGAGCAUGUCGUUGUGGUGGUAUUUGGCGAAUUCAUAAAACUUGUCCAUAACUCAUUCACUGGAAGUAGUGUAUUGAUGAAUUUUAUGUUACAGUAAUUGUAAUUGCAAUUUUGUACAUUAUGAAACAAAUAACAUUAAAGGUUUUUUAAAAUUUAACGUACAA
This is a messenger RNA of Osmia lignaria (orchard mason bee), 2670 nucleotides long. Lineage: Eukaryota; Metazoa; Arthropoda; Insecta; Hymenoptera; Megachilidae. The record is from RefSeq and is a predicted model, not a curated record.